Molecule: messenger RNA, 1881 nt
Organism: Metarhizium album ARSEF 1941
Lineage: Eukaryota; Fungi; Ascomycota; Sordariomycetes; Hypocreales; Clavicipitaceae
Product: cyclophilin-type peptidyl-prolyl cis-trans isomerase
Exons: 3
Coding region: 1-1881 (626 amino acids)
Biological process (GO): protein folding; protein peptidyl-prolyl isomerization
Molecular function (GO): peptidyl-prolyl cis-trans isomerase activity; protein binding
Source: RefSeq, a predicted model, not a curated record
AUGCUUGACUCUGUUACUGGCGACGACGAUGGUCGCUCCCAAAAGCGCAGCCAUGCCGACUUUGCAGAGCAGCAUGGAACUGACUUCUCGUCCGACGAGGAUAUGGGACCCCAGCUCCCGUCCGAAACAGCCAAAAAGAAGCGUCGCGUCCUGCCCUACGAGAAGCUAUACGUCUCCGCCCUACCCAAGUCGGCGCGGUAUUCAAAGUCGCUGAUGCAUAAAGAGCAGUUGCUCUUCGUCACGUGGACGCCAUUGACUGAAUUCCUCAUUACAGCCUCGGUUGAUGGCGUUGUCAAGUUCUGGAAAAAGAUUGCCCAGGGUAUUGAGUUUGUCAAGGAGUUCAAGGCGCACAACGGCGAGGUUAAAUCCGUAUCCGUGAGCAAGGACGGCCGGAGUUUUGCAACUGCCGGUGUCGACGAGACGGUCAAAAUCUUUGAUGUGAUUACUUUUGAUCUGCUGUCUAUGUUGCCACUGAACUACGUGCCACAAUGCGUCUGUUGGGUUCACCAGAAGGGAGCAUCAUUUCCACUACUGGCAGUUUCAGAGGAAUCCAGGCCCCUGGUGCACAUCUACGACGGCCGUGGCGAGAGCGAGCAACCGGUACAUACCAUCAAGGGCCUGCACCGGAGUCCAGUUCACGUCAUGGCGUUCAAUGAUUCCUACGACUGCGUGGUGUCGGCUGACGAAAGUGGCAUGGUUGAAUACUGGCGACCUGGCGGAAACUACGAAAAGCCGGACAAUGUCUUCCAGUACAAAAGUUCGACAAACUUGUUUGAUUUCAAAAAGGCCAAGUCGGUACCAACAUGCCUCACGGUGUCCCCAAAUGGCAACAGCUUUGCCGCUUUUUCGCUCCCGGAUCGGAAAAUACGAAUAUUCGACUUCGGCUCCGGCAAGCUGCAUCGCACGUACGACGAAUCUCUGCAGGCCGUCGAAGAUAUGCAGCAGACCGGCUCAUCGUCCCAAAAACUAGACAGUGUCGAAUUCGGCAGGAGGCUCGCCCAGGAGCGAGAGGUGGACUCGCAACUGCUACGGCACAAGUCAAAUAUCAUAUAUGACGAAUCUGGAAACUUCAUUGUGUAUGGGUCGAUGCUGGGCAUCAAGGUCCUGAACACGUAUACGAAUCAAGUUGUCAAAGUCUAUGGCAAGGAUGAGAACCUUCGAGCAAUCAACCUCGCUUUGUACCAGGGCCAGCCGCAGAAAAAGGGCAUUGUGUCGGUCGAGAUGGGGGCGUCGAGCAAUCCCCUAUUACAAGAAGCAGAAGCCCGAGACCCUAUCCUCGUUGCCACUAGCGCCGGUAAGGUUCGUUUCUACAUGUUUACCAAUGCAGAGGACAUACACAAGGCCAGCAGAGACAUACACAACGAGCGACCAACCAUGUUGGGGAACAAGAAGGAGGGCAAUGCGAAGGCGACAGCGACAGGGAGUGCUGCAGUCCUGCAUACCAAUUAUGGGGACAUCCACAUACGCCUCUUUCCUGAAGCGGCACCGAAAACGGUGGAAAAUUUUGUCACCCACGCGAAGAACGGCUAUUACAACAACACGAUAUUCCAUCGAGUCAUCAAGAAAUUCAUGAUCCAGGGUGGUGAUCCGCUAGGUGACGGGACGGGCGGCGAAAGUAUUUGGGGCAAGGAGUUUGAGGAUGAAUUUAGCAGCCUGAAGCACGACAAGCCCUUCACCGUAAGCAUGGCGAACGCUGGGCCCAACACCAACGGAAGCCAAUUCUUCAUCACUACUGAAAAGACGCCCUGGCUGGAUGGCAAACAUACCAUCUUCGGACGAGCUACCCAAGGCUUCGAUGUUAUUCAGAAUAUCGAAAACGUCAGGACCUACAAGGAAAGACCCGAAGAGGACAUCAAAAUUGUCAAUAUUGAUAUCAUGUAG